AUUGUCAAAUCAAUUGGCGGCGCAACUAUCCUUCUUCUCGUUUGUUCUUUACUAUCAUAGAACGCCCCCCGGCCGUCACACUCGCCGUAGGUCUAAUGUCUGCAGCCGAGAUGAACUGGGUAGAAUCCACCGAGGCGCCUGCGAGGGAUGCAGACUUUGAGACAUGCUGGAAUUUUAUUGCGGCUGGUGUCAAGCGGAUCGUGGUCGCACAUAACAAUCACUUUCGAUCAAUAUCAGAUCAAUACUAUGGUCUACUGUAUAACACAAUCAACAACUGUUGUACAUCGCCACCUAUAAUGGAAGGGGACGGUGCCACUGCCCAGGACGAAGAACCCAAACGUCCGGCUCUGUUACUAUACGAACGCUUACAGUAUCGAUUCUCUGAUUAUUGCAGACCAAUUGCGGAGGAACUGGACUCGCUGCCUGACGAUCAACUCUUCCAGGUAUACGCUCUUCGAUGGGGGAGAUACACAGCAACAGCUACACAUCUCGAUAGGCUGUUUAGCUGCUUCAAUGGGAACUGGACUAGGCAUCAGCAUAUUGCAAAGAGAGAUAGCGUGUUUACCAUUGGUAUGCUGGCGCGAGUAACAUGGAAACAACAUGUCUAUCAGCAUUUGGUUGAAAGGGGUAGAGAUUCCCUCAUAUAUAAAGCUCUGAUAAACCAAAUAGAACAAUAUCGUAAAGGCCAAGAUGUUGAUACCGUAAUGCUCGAGCAAGCCAUUGACAGCCACGCUUAUUUCGGUCUGAUACGACCUAGAGUUCUCGGAUUGGCCCCUCAUUCUCCAUAUCUAGUCUCCUCAGGGCCAACGGUGGCGACGUAACUAAAAGAAACUUCAUUUUUGUUCAGUAAUUGGUGCGGUUGUUGAGGCUGAACUUUCCUGGUUAAUCCAGAGAAAAAGGACAACAAAACGGACAAUGAGCAUUGAACAUAGCAAGCUGCUGUACUAUCAGCAUAUGGUGUACAUUUCGUGAAGUUUUCAAUGAUUUUAUAUUUUAGGCAAACCGCAGCAUUUGGUAGGUACAUGACGGUCCUGAAAGGGUACCAAAAAAAAGGAAGAAUUGCGACUAUUCGCCCAGUCCUCUGUAGUGACCCUUCCCUAUGUUGUCCGUCGAGGGGCUUGUGUCGAGCCUAUCCCUAUGUCGUGCGCCGUGCAUUAUUGAAUGGUCACUGGAGUGCUUGGAGCGCGACGCAGCAUAAUGCACACAUCAUUCAGCUUUUCGGCCCACAGCACAGUAUCCGACUCCAGCUACAUCCCUGACAUAAUCGCAUACAAGGCUGAAUUCUAUGACCAUGUCGUUUCUCAUCUUGAGGCUCUCUUAGAAGGUGAAAGAUAUUGGGUAACCAACCUCUCUCAAGCUUCCGCCAUCCUCUACCACUCCUUCCUUGCCUGUUCAAUAUACGGAGGUGACGCCCAUUCACCGGUGGUCAACUGGUGUGGAUUCUACCUUCAGCCCCCAGCGCACCCAUCAUCAUCGUCUUCCUCUUCUCCAUUACUUUUAGGACCGUACCACGGUCGCCCCGCCUGUCUCUCAAUCACCCCUACACCUGGCAAAGGAGUCUGUGCCGACGCAUUUGUCAACCAAGCUACUCUGAUAGUACCGGACGUCGAGACAUAUCCAGGGCAUAUCGCUUGUGAUGGAGACACCAAGUCAGAAAUUGUUGUGCCUCUGAGGGAUGGAGAUGGGAAGGUAAUUGGUGUUCUAGAUUUGGACUCCACCCAACUCGCGACAUUCGACGAAGACGACAAAAAGGGAUUAGAGAGAGUCGCGGAGGUUCUGGCGAAGGGCUGCGACUGGGUCUGAUGGGCAUUUCAAGUGUGGCAUAAGGGCAUAGAUACAUUACAAAGUAUGAAGCAUGGGAA
Cryptococcus deneoformans JEC21 is the source of this 1862-nucleotide messenger RNA. Its product is annotated as expressed protein. The record is from RefSeq and is a predicted model, not a curated record. The transcript is spliced from 9 exons. Gene Ontology annotation, molecular function: ubiquitin protein ligase binding. The coding region runs from base 96 to 821 and encodes 241 amino acids. NCBI's taxonomy places the organism in Eukaryota, Fungi, Basidiomycota, Tremellomycetes, Tremellales, Cryptococcaceae. Gene Ontology annotation, biological process: ubiquitin-dependent protein catabolic process.